GAUUCAAAUAUUACAAAAACGCCAUAAUUUUGAAAGGUGAACGUUUUAAAAAUGUCGAAGUAUUCAGACGGCACCUCACGUUCAGCUCAACCGGUGGUUGACUUCACUUCUCCCGGUAUAGCGGUGAUGGAGGUUGAACGUCUUCUGAUCUCUGGAAAAGCCAUCAGCUCUAAUGCAGAUGAAGUCUGGCCCAAUCUUUACAUCGGCAACAUGGAUAUAGCUGAAAACUGCUCAGAGAUAAGAAGGCAUCGCUUCACUCACGUGCUGAACUGCGCCCACAGCUCCAGACGUGGCGGCGAGAUCUAUGAUGGCAUGGGCAUCACAUACAUGGGCAUAGACGCACAUGAUUCACCCACAUAUGACAUGAGUGUCAACUUUAACAAAGCUGCUGAAUUUAUACAUACAGCGCUGAAAGAGAGAGGCAAAAUCCUGGUUCACUGUCAUGUUGGAGUGAGUCGAUCAGCAACUAUAGUUUUGGCAUAUCUGAUGCUGAAACAAAACAUGACGCUGGUGGAGGCAAUCCAGAAUGUAAAAGAGGGAAGAGGCGUCUAUCCCAACCGAGGCUUCCUCAGACAACUCAUUGACCUUCAUGUUAAAUUAUACGGCUACAGAAACUAGACACACAGCAGCCACAAGAGACAAUGAAAUUGAGCAGACAGGAGAAAUAUGGAUCAGUGUGGGUUUUAAUAUUUUUGGAGCAGAAACUUUGUGCAGCUUGUUCAUUUGAAAUGUGUUUGAUCCAUCUUACUGAUUUGCGUGGUUUUAUUCAAUUCAAAUAAAUUUUAAA
This is a messenger RNA of Onychostoma macrolepis, 787 nucleotides long. Its product is annotated as dual specificity protein phosphatase 26-like. Gene Ontology annotation, cellular component: cytoplasm. The record is from RefSeq and is a predicted model, not a curated record. Gene Ontology annotation, biological process: protein dephosphorylation; negative regulation of MAPK cascade. The transcript is spliced from 4 exons. NCBI's taxonomy places the organism in Eukaryota, Metazoa, Chordata, Actinopteri, Cypriniformes, Cyprinidae. Gene Ontology annotation, molecular function: protein tyrosine/serine/threonine phosphatase activity; MAP kinase phosphatase activity. The coding region runs from base 52 to 618 and encodes 188 amino acids.